AUUCGACACAGACGCAAGUUGCACUUCAAUAUAGCGAGUCCUGGGAGAUCUACUCUUCCAGCAGCGCUAUUACCGAAACUCGCUAAUUAUCUAAAAACUAUCUCUCUCUCUUUCACUUCUGUGCUAACAUCCUUUCAAAAAUGAAUCCCAUGAUUGUAUUCGCUUGCUUGGCGUUGGCGUGCGGAGCCCAGGCUAACCAGGGCUGGGCUGGUCCCCCGGCCAACAUCGCGCUGUCCCAGGACGGCCGCAACAUCCUCGACACCCCCGAGGUAGCGCAAGCACGCGCCGCCCACCUCUCGGCUCUGCAACAGGCCGCCCAGAACAACCCCAACCCCCAGGACGAUGGCUCAUACGAUCCCCGUUGGGACAGCGAAGAAUACUGGCAGCGCGCUGAACAGCCCAAAUGGAACGCCGCCCCCGUCCAGCAGUGGAACGCCCCGGCUCACAACCAGUGGAACGCUGCCCCCGCACACAACCAGUGGAACGCCGCUCCCGCCUGGAACGCCGCCGGCCCCGCCCCCGCUCCCGUCGCCGAGACCCCUGAGGUAGCGCAGGCCCGUGCCGCCCACCUCGCCGCCCUGUCCGCCGCCAAGUCCGCCGCCCCCGCCCAGCAGUGGAACGCUGCUCCCGCGCACAACCAGUGGAACGCCGCCCCCGCCCAUAACCAGUGGAACGCCGCCCCCGCCCACAACCAGUGGAACGGCGCUCCAUCCUGGCAGGGUGCUCCCCAACACCAGGCCGCUCAGAUCAGACUAGCCAACGACGGCUCCGGCAUCCUGGACACCCCUGAGGUAGCCGCCGCGCGCGCCGCGCACUUAGCCGCCCACCAACAGGCUGCCCACGCCGCGCCCCCGCAGCACGCUCCCCAGCAGCACUGGUGAAUCCCUUCCCUUCUUCCGACGGAGCGAGCGCAGCGCUAGCCCGUGACCCGCGCUCCUGGCGAGCCGCGCCCCUCACGCGCUAGAUCUGCGCCCGACCGUCUCUUCCUUCCUCCGAUCUCUUCUUCGUUUAGGAACACUUCAAGUGCAAGUGCGUCAGCCUCUUUCUAUCUUUGUGGCUUUUUGUUACUUUUAUAAAAUUAUAUUGAAUGAUAUUUUGUACAUAAUAUUUGUAUGUAUGCGUAAUAACGAAUUAUAUGGAACGGAAAAUA
Molecule: messenger RNA, 1150 nt
Organism: Leguminivora glycinivorella
Lineage: Eukaryota; Metazoa; Arthropoda; Insecta; Lepidoptera; Tortricidae
Gene: CPH31
Product: pupal cuticle protein-like
Exons: 2
Coding region: 141-881 (246 amino acids)
Source: RefSeq, a predicted model, not a curated record